Xyrauchen texanus (razorback sucker) is the source of this 3552-nucleotide messenger RNA. Its product is annotated as eukaryotic translation initiation factor 2 subunit 2-like. Bases 401 to 1390 code for a protein of 329 amino acids. The transcript is spliced from 9 exons. Lineage: Eukaryota; Metazoa; Chordata; Actinopteri; Cypriniformes; Catostomidae. Gene Ontology annotation, molecular function: translation initiation factor activity; mRNA binding; translation initiation factor binding. Gene Ontology annotation, cellular component: eukaryotic translation initiation factor 2 complex. The record is from RefSeq and is a predicted model, not a curated record. Gene Ontology annotation, biological process: formation of cytoplasmic translation initiation complex; formation of translation preinitiation complex; translational initiation.
CUGCUUAUGUUGCGCGAGUGUCCACUACUUGCGGAAGACGUGCAAUGGGUUUAUCUGGAACACCCUUAACCCUUAAUCACUUGGGCAUGUUCGGACGGUCAAAAUCGAGGGGUUGAGGGUCACAGAAACUCCCCUCCCUCACUGAACGAAGUGGAACAGACUUCAAAAUGGAGGCAAAGAUGCCCCCCGAGGGGAAGUGCUUAGGGAGAGAUAGCGAGUGGAUUUUAAAAUGAAGUGGAACACAUUCCCGGAGUUUGGAAAAAGCUAUGUCGUGAUCAUGAUGUAACAGUUUAAGCACGCAUGCGCGCUAAAUUGUCCUGUGCUGAUGCAAGAAGAUAUGUGAAUAGAAGCUGUGUGAUCGAGAUUAAACAGACCGAAACCAUUUUUGGACAAAACCAUCAUGUCAGAAGACGAGAUUGUAUUCGACCCUACAACAACAAAGAAGAAAAAGAAGAAGAAGAAGCCCUUUAUGCUGGAUGAAGAUGGAGAUGGACUUGGAGAAGAGGUUCAACAGACUGAAAGGAGUGAAAUUGAGCCUGAAGCAGCAGAGGAGCAAGAAAUGGAGCCUGAAGAUGAUGAAGUCAAGAGAAGAGAGCCUUCAGAUGAUUUAGAUGAUCUGAACUUCUUUAAUCAGAAGAAAAAGAAGAAGAAACCAAAGAAAGUGUUUGACAAUGACAUUGAAGAGGGCAUGAAGGAGCUGAAAAUUGAGGGAGACCUACAGGAAAUGGUUGAGGAAGAUGAUAUGGACCUGAUGCUGCCAGCUAAGAAAAAGAAAGCAAAAAAAGUGGAAUUUGUUGAGGAAUGUGACAUUGUGGAAAAGGAUGAUGUCAUCGAUGAUGAUAAAAACACAGAUGGAAUCAUGUUCAGCUCACAGUUGGGCCCAGCAUGGGCAGGAUCUGAGAGAGACUACACUUAUGAUGAGUUGUUGAGCCGGGUGUUUAACAUCAUGAGGGAGAAGAACCCUGAUAUGGUUGCCGGUGAGAAGAGGAAGUUUGUGAUGAAGCCUCCUCAGGUGGUCCGAGUUGGGACCAAGAAAACAUCUUUUGUCAACUUCACUGACAUUUGCAAACUGUUGCAUCGACAGCCCAAACAUCUCUUGGCAUUCCUGUUAGCUGAGUUAGGAACAAGUGGUUCAAUAGAUGGAAACAACCAGCUUGUGAUCAGAGGACGCUUUCAACAGAAACAAAUAGAGAAUGUUUUGAGAAGAUAUAUAAAGGAAUAUGUGACUUGUCAUACCUGCCGCUCACCGGAUACAAUCCUGCAGAAGGACACGCGUCUGUAUUUCCUGCAGUGUGAAACCUGUCACUCACGUUGCUCUGUAGCGAGCAUCAAGACUGGCUUCCAGGCUGUCACCGGCAAAAGAGCCCAGCUUCGAGCCAAAGCCAGCUAAUGUUCUGGCCUCUGACCCACAUGAAUCCUCAGCCCCUCUGGCUGGCAACUAAAGCCACAAUCCAUCAUUGCUGCUCUCCUCUGAAGCAGGGUGGACUAAUCCAAGACUAAACUUCUGGAGUAAACUGUGGAAGAUUUCGAACGGGUGUAAUUUUUGUUGAUACAUCUUUGACAUGAAAGCUGGAGGGCUGUAGCAAACAGACUGCUUGGUCUGUUCAUCAACUUACCUCCUUCCUCCUGAAAUAUUAUGCUUUUUUUUCUUUCUUUUUUUAAAUUAAUUAGGCAUAUUGUAUAACCUGAGCAGAUUACUGUUUAUUUGUGUAAAUUGUAUUCUCAUAAGUAGAAUAUGAAAAAUGUUAUUGGAUGAUAAAUGGACAACAAUUUUCUUUUUAUAAUUUUUUUUUAUUAUUAUUUUUUGGUUAAUCUCCAUGUCUCUUAAAUUAUCUUUUGUAGGACAGUCAUUGCACGACCUCUGUGACAUGAAUAAGAGGUUGGAUCUCAGUCUCACAACAUGUUUGGAGAUUGUUCAAUCAGGAGAAGUGUGACUUUGGAUCUCCUCUAAACAAUAUAAAACGAAAACACUGUUUUUUAUUUAAAAAAUAAAGAACAAAUUAUGUUGUUUGCUUUGGUUGAACACUAGGCAGCAGAUGUUUGAUUGCGUUCAACAUAAGCACUGCUGAGAUUGAAACAAAUGCUUUUAAUAGAUUAUAUAUAUUUGUGCAGUUAUCUCAGGUGUCGUGGAAAACCUGGAAUUUUGCUUUACCGUUUUCAAGUCAUGAGAAAGUUAUGGAAGAAAUUUGAAAAAUACUUAAAUGUCCUGGAAAAUUAUUUAUCCUGAAAAAUAUUUUAUUACAAUAAAACUGUUUGACUGUUGCUUACAAGGGUUUUUCUUACAUGCACAAAAACAUGGUAACAAUCGGGAUUUGUGAUCGGUGUCAAAUAGACAAAUUUGUGUAGUUUUGUCAUGAACAAAUUAGACCAUGCGAGAAAUUGAGACCCCAUCUGCUAUAAUAGCGAUUCAGUUGGCUAAUAGAGUUUUAAUGGGUGCUCUAUUCACUGCCCGAGUAGAUAUCCUACACAAUCCCUUUAUGAUGAAUAUCGACAUAACUUUUGUAAAUACAAUAUGUAAUGACUUUUAAAUCAUGUUACACAUAAUUGUACAUUACCAAAGCUAUAGAUUGUGACAUUAAACAUUUCUUGUUCUCUGUGUUUUUCAGUUAGCGUUCAGUUAGCAAGCUAUCUGCUUCAGAAUUACUGAACCACAAUGUUACAAAAUAUAUGCGACAUAUUUACGCACCUUUUUCUUGUAUGCACGGCAGCAAUUAUGAGGUUGUAGACCUCUAGAGUAUUGCUGUACAGUUUUGCUUGCAUUUAGGAUUAAACAUUAUAAAUCAUUAUUUAAUAACCAUCAUGCCAAACCAGAUGUGAAUAACUUACUUUCUUCUGCUGAACACAAAUGAAGAUUUUUAGAAGAAUAUUUCAGCUCUGUAGGUCCAUACAAUGCAAGUGAAUGAUGACCAGAACUUUGAAGCUCCAAAAAGCAAAUAAUGGCAGCAUAAAAGUAAUCAAUAUGACUCCAGUGGUUAAAUCCAUAUCCUUCUGAAGCGAUCCAAUUGGGUUUGGGUGAGAACAGACUAAAAUAUAACUCUCUUUUUUUUCCACUGUAAAUAUUGACAUCAGCAGUCUCCUUGGUGAUCAUGAUUUCCAGCUUUUGAUUACACUGAUUACUUUCAGUGCCAUCUAGGAAAGUGAUACGAAGUGUAUCAAGCUUGAAAUCAUGAUGGUGCCUAAUUAAUUUGUGUUGUUCGGAUUACUAGAUAAGGAUUUUUUUAUUAUUAUUAUUAUAUAGAGAGUGCAAUCACAAAGAGCAAUUUUUAGCCAUUUAAAUAUUUUAGAGCAGAGCAUAACUAGAAUAAUUUAUAUUCACUGUAGAAAUUAUUAAGACUUAUUAAGAUUUUACUAAUUUACCAUGACUUUCCCAGGCCUAGAAGUCCUAUUUUAAAAUUCCCUCAUAUUUCCAGGUUUUCCAUGACCAUGAGAUCCCGGAUUCCCCCUGCACACCUGGAUAUAAAUCAGGUGCUCCCACCGUCUUCAUUACUGGUCAAUGGCAGAGGAGAGACUUGAUUCCUGCAGAUAUAACAUGUUUUCAUUUCUUAUUUCAUU